AUGGUGGCCAGCGCACGUCUCCAGGCCCGGCCAAAGGAUCCCUCUGAGUUCCAUGUUGUGGACUGCAUCAAACCAUUCAACAUAGGGACAUUCGACCUCGUCCUAGGCAUCUGGCUUUUGAACUAUGCCAAGAGCCAGACGGAGCUGUUGACAAUGUGGCAGAAUAUCUUUCGCAGCCUGAAGCCUGGGGCACAAUUUCUCGGAAUCAUUCCAAAUUUCGAGAUACUACAGACGACUGCCAGCGGACAAGAAUACCACUUCGGAGGACUGACCUACAAAGUGCUUGAACGGAUGACACAAGGUACUCGCAUUCAGGUUAUUCUCGACACUACGGACCCGAUAGCAUUCUUCUGCUAUAUGCUUGAACCGAGGUUGCAUGAGGAAUGUGCAACUCAGGCUGGGUUCAGCAACUUGAGAUGGGAGCCGCUUCCCCCUGAAUUCGACGUGGACUUGGGUCCUCUUUUUUUCCAGAUUGUCACUGCUUCGUGCCCCAAGUCAUAG
Molecule: messenger RNA, 501 nt
Organism: Aspergillus nomiae NRRL 13137
Lineage: Eukaryota; Fungi; Ascomycota; Eurotiomycetes; Eurotiales; Aspergillaceae
Product: class I SAM-dependent methyltransferase
Exons: 1
Coding region: 1-501 (166 amino acids)
Source: RefSeq, a predicted model, not a curated record